AUGUCUAUCCCAAUUAUCCCUGUCUACAUUGCUAAUUUGAUUAUUCGUUCAAGGAUCGUUCAGUACUUGAACCGCGUGACUUACAUGUCACAUCAAACAAAGUCAUUGCACAGAUCACUCUUGAAGGUACUUUCUUAUCAAGCAAGCUUUCCCUUGCUCAAUCUACUCGCUUUUAUUGCGGGCUUUUUGAGCACUAUAAAUAUCACCAAUCAUACGCUUAUCGAGUUUGCACCUAAUUUUAUGCUUUUAUGCAUUUCCAUCCUCACUCCCCUUAUCUCCUUGUUUUAUGUAAGACCUUAUUUUGAAUGGAUCCUGUUACGAAUCCCAACUCGUAACAGGGUCCAUUCAAAAUAA
This is a messenger RNA of Strongylus vulgaris, 354 nucleotides long. NCBI's taxonomy places the organism in Eukaryota, Metazoa, Nematoda, Chromadorea, Rhabditida, Strongylidae. The record is from the annotation of a GenBank genome assembly.